GCUGAGGAGGCGCGUCGGUCCCUGCUGGGUGAGGGAGGAAAGGUGGAGGUGCGCCUGCUGGACCUUUCCAGCCUACAGUCCGUCAGGGACUUCGCUGCUGGACUUGUCAAGGAUAACAUCAAAGUCCACAUCCUCAUCAACAACGCAGGGGUGUUUAUGUGUCCGUACAUGGAGACGCAGGAGGGCUUCGAGAUGCAGAUGGGCACAAACCACCUGGGCCACUUCCUGCUCACGAACCUCCUCCUGCCGCAGAUGAAGCAGCACGGCGAGCCCGCCAGGAUCAUCAACGUGUCGUCUACCGCUUGUCUCGGGGGUAAGAUCGACUUGGAUGACUUGUUCCAAAAGAAGAAGCCAUACGACGCCCUGCAGAGCUACAGCAACAGCAAACUCGCAAACGUCCUCUUCACCAGACGCCUCGCGCACCUCCUCAGAGGCACGAAGAUCCAGGUGUUCGCUCUACACCCCGGCAGCGUGGUCAGCUCAGCCACGCGCCACGUGAUGUCUUCGACGUUCUUUAAAGACUACGUCAUUAGUUUGGCGCUCAAGACGACGCUGGAGGGCGCACAGACUACCGUCUACUGUGCUACUGAAGCCCAGCAGCACAGCGAGAUGUACUUCAGCGACUGUGCCGUGGGCUGGGCGCCGGACGCCUCCAAGGACGAGCGACUGGCCGAGGACUUGUGGAAGCUGUCAGCCCAGCUCGUCAAGCUGGACGAGUGACUUGAGAAGUGAAGGAACGACGUCUUGCUUACCGAGUGACCGACAAUAGCCCCAAAUUGUUUAUGAACGUCCAUGCUCUUUGGAUAACUAGUUUCUGGAGCGUGCCAAUUGCCAACGUUAAUCCACUGACGGAGGCACUUGUGUCAAACGGAACAACGGCUUUCGCGCUUGUGUCAAACGUCGCUGUUGAUUUUACACUGCAGGCGAUGAAGUCGAAUACUGUAUUUUGAUAUAAAUUAAUGUUUUCUCACAAGGAAGUUUGAAAUGAUUUGUACAUUCUAAAUAAAUGCAUAAAAAUUAGUAAAUAUUUCCGUCC
Molecule: messenger RNA, 1036 nt
Organism: Hyalella azteca
Lineage: Eukaryota; Metazoa; Arthropoda; Malacostraca; Amphipoda; Hyalellidae
Product: retinol dehydrogenase 11-like
Exons: 5
Source: RefSeq, a predicted model, not a curated record